Messenger RNA from Caretta caretta (loggerhead turtle), 2638 nucleotides. It is a transcript of the gene TPD52L2, whose product is annotated as TPD52 like 2. Gene Ontology annotation, cellular component: cytoplasm. Lineage: Eukaryota; Metazoa; Chordata; Testudines; Cheloniidae. The record is from RefSeq and is a predicted model, not a curated record.
ACGUGGCGUAGGUGAUGACGUGCUGGGCCCGCGCCUCCCCGGAAGCGGGCGGCUGAGGGGUCGCGCGGCGGGUUGCGUGCUAGGCGGCGGCGGCGGCGGCGCAGCUCAGCUCCCCUUCUGCAGCCGCUCAGCGGGCCCGGGCCCGAGAUGGAGAGCGCGAGCCAGGAUAUCAACCUUAACUCUCCCAACAAAGGUCUGUUGUCGGAUACCAUGACAGACGUACCCGUGGAUAAUACUGCUCGUGCAAGGACCUCUGCACCAGAGGGGCUGACUGAAGCUGAGGAAGAGGAGUUAAGAUCUGAGCUUGCCAAGGUGGAAGAGGAAAUUGGUACCUUACGUCAGGUAUUGGCUGCCAAAGAGAGGCACUGUGGAGAGCUGAAGAGAAAACUGGGUUUGACCACUUUUGAUGGGCUGAAGCAGAACCUGUCAAAGAGCUGGCAUGAUGUCCAAGUCUCCAAUGCUUAUACGAAAACAUCUGAGAAACUUGGAGAAUGGAAUGAGAAAGUGACACAGUCUGAACUAUAUCUUUCAGCCAGCAGCACACUGGAGGACUGGAAUGAAAAAUUAACCCAAUCAGAAGCUUAUAAGAAGACUCAGGAAACCCUGUCCCAGGCAGGACAGAAGACUUCAGCUGCCCUUUCCAAUGUGGGCUCUGUUAUCAGCCGUAAACUUGGUGACAUGAGGGCUCAUCCCUUCUCGCAUUCCUUUAGCAGUUAUUCCAUUCGCCAUUCGAUAAGUAUGCCAGCGAUGAGGAACUCUACGACCUUCAAGUCAUUUGAAGACCGAGUUGGAACCAUAAAGUCCAAAGUGGUGGGCAGCAGGGAGAACAGCACUGACCCACACUCCCCCACAGGCUCUGGUGACAAGUCCCCCCAGGACAACGCUCCUUUCUAACCCCUCAGUGUGGCUUUUUGCACGGCUGUGCACAACUGCAGGAGCCCCACUAGUUCUUCACAACAGCAACAGCGUGCAAAUACAGGAAGGGGGCAGUUCCCAUUCUGAAGAGAAGUAUCCAUACAUCCAUACACAGACAUUGCUGCUGGAGUCAAGUAAAAUAAAAAUGUUUUGUACACAAAUAUUUUACACUAAAGUUUGUAGAUGAAAUGUAUCACUGUGCUGUCCUUUUGGGAGAGCAGGUAAAAUGGAGUUUACUCAGCCUAGUCCAGAAAUAGCAUUUCUGGUGCCAAACACGUGCAUUUCUCACUCAGUGAUAAGCUAUUUGAGUAGGCAAGAUUGGGUGGGACGAGCAAAUAUGGAAGAAGCCAACUGCAUGGGAAACACAAAUCUUCAAUUUCUGGCAGCAGCCCUCUGUUCUAAAUUAUCUAUGAAGAGAAGUAGUUCCCAGUCUCCCAUCACUGCUCUCUCCCACUACCAUAGAGGAGCAGGGCCUGAGAGGCAUUGAAAAUCUUCUCUCUCAUUAAGAUGGGAAUGGGGUAAACAGUCAUUUUCUCUGGGCUCCCAAAAAGGAAAUAACUGCCUAGUUGUUACACUAAUGCUCUAGCUUUAACAGAACUAAAAUCUUUAUUUUUAAAUGCAAUGAACUUCAAAAAUAAAAGCUAAGUGAGAGAGCUUUAGCAUCAUAUAGGGAAAUAAUACCUUGGACGCUGAAGUUGAAUCGCAAGCCUUACAUCACCUUAUGCUUUAUUUGUUUUAUAAUCUUUUUAUAUAGAGAGAAAUGUGAGGGUUACAAAGUUGGGGUUGGAGCACUGGAGUUUUGCAUCAUACAAUAGUAGCAGCAUGCCUAUGUGCCAGUUAUUGUGUUCAUUUCAUUGGUGCACUCUGUUGCCUGAGUGUAUAAAACUUGCUUCUCUGUUCUUGGGUGUAUGCCUUCAUCGUCCUUUAAGGAAGAAGCUCUGAAGGCAGCUAGCAGUGUGGCCAGAUUAGAAAAGGACAAAACUCUGUCUCUAGCAAUGUGGGCACUGUACUGGAGAAUCCUGUCUCUACCCUGCUAUUGUAUAGGUGGUUCAGUUUGGAGGGUCCUAAAUCUGAUGGUACAUUCUCUUGGCUAAUAUCUCCACCCAUAAUCUUUGUUUACAGUACUUGCAGAGAAUCCUGGAGACUAACUUAUUGCUCAAGCGUCUGGAUGUUUUGCUAUUCUGCUGUCCGACACUAUCACUCAGGAGCCGUAGAAUGAAAGGUUACCCAAUGGUGGCCUGAUCUUAUUCUAGGCAAAGGUGCCUCCGCAUAAAAACCUAGAGUGAGCAAUUCUGUGCCUUAGAGGCUAAGUGGGACUUACUCAGGUCUUUAGGUUUGCUUACAUACAUAUCAAAUUCGUUUCUGUGGUUUGAGUUCCUCUCGGAUAAGUUUUUUUUUUUUUGCCCUUUAGAGAAGCAAGUUUUGACAUUUUAAUCUGCUGAUCAUAAACCUCAAUAACCACGCUUGUUCCCCCAUUUUGCAGGUGUUUGGGGGAAGCAUACUAUGAAAAAUUAGAAGGCAGAUGUGAUAGGAAAUAGGUGGAGUGUAGAGUGUCAUUUACCAGGUUUUAUUGUUUGUGGCUGAAAUUACCCGCAAUGUGGGGAAAACAGUGUCAGUUAAAUGGGGGACUGCUGGAGCUUAAAUAUUGAACUGUUUCUCUCUACAGGUGAAUGUUGGGGAAAUUUGUCAAUAAAGCUUUCCAUUGGGAAACAAAUUACGUGAA